Messenger RNA from Rhodotorula graminis WP1, 750 nucleotides. RefSeq lists its product as uncharacterized. The transcript has 4 exons. Gene Ontology annotation, biological process: TOR signaling. NCBI's taxonomy places the organism in Eukaryota, Fungi, Basidiomycota, Microbotryomycetes, Sporidiobolales, Sporidiobolaceae. The annotation marks the transcript as partial. The record is from RefSeq and is a predicted model, not a curated record. Gene Ontology annotation, cellular component: cytosol.
AUCAGCUUGCACGGCUGGACCGUCACCUCGACCAAGCGCCCAAUCCUCUCGAUCCCGGAAUCAGACGCCGCAUCGGCCCAGCUCGACCUCGCCCUCCCCGAGAUCUGCUUUGGCAACAACUCGCUCGCGCUCCACCAUGAGCCCUCGGGCUUCACCCUCGAGUGGAACACGCUCGACAUGCUCGCCGCCGUCAAAAAGGGCGACGGCUGGGACGCGCAACCGGGUGCAGGCGCCGUCCGCGUCGCUCAUGCCGACGAGUGGUCCAGAGGACAAGCCGCAUCCGGUUCGACCAACGACCUGACCGUCCAGAAACCUUUCGACUGGACAUACACGACCCUCCAUCGCGGCAGCAUCACUUCCCCGCCUUCGCGGUCCUCCACCACCUCCUCAUCCGCGCUCCAGCCCGUGUGGCUGCCGGCCCCGCCGUCGCACCCGGGCAUCCCGCUCGCGCUCCUCGCGCGUACCGACAUUCCGAUCCUGUUCUUCGACGAGGUCCCCCUGUUCGAGGACGAGCUCGGCGACAACGGCAUCGCCGACGUGACGGUCCGGGUCCGCGUCAACCACCAGUCGCUCUUUGUCCUCUCGCGCUUCGCCCUCCGCAUCGACGGCGUCCUCUUCCGCCAAUUCGACGUGCGCCUCUACCACGCGUUCGGAUCGGACGAGCUCGUGCGCGAGGUCAAGGGCCGCGAGGCGCCGUACAGCGCCGUCAGGGCGCGCCUCACGGGCUCGGGCUCGGCGGGACUUGGGCAG